Messenger RNA from Saccostrea echinata, 1435 nucleotides. RefSeq lists its product as uncharacterized. NCBI's taxonomy places the organism in Eukaryota, Metazoa, Mollusca, Bivalvia, Ostreida, Ostreidae. Gene Ontology annotation, biological process: signal transduction. The transcript is spliced from 3 exons. Bases 1 to 1047 code for a protein of 348 amino acids. The record is from RefSeq and is a predicted model, not a curated record. Gene Ontology annotation, molecular function: protein binding.
AUGUUUGCGAAGGAAUGGAGAGAAUUCAAUGAAACCGGAGAAUUAACUGACACCUUGCUGUCAGCUGUUUGGGAAAUGAACAAUAAGGGCUAUAUUGAACACAAAAAUGAGAUUUUGCCAUACAUGCAGAAGCUAGGACUCUUAGCUGACAUGGGGGAACAACAUAAUAAAUGGUAUGUUCCAUGUAUGAAUAAAAUACCAUUCCCUGCCAGUAGCUUUACAGAAUACCCUGCCUCCUCCAUCCUCUGCUACGAGUUUGAUGUUCUUCCUGCUGGCAUUUUCCAUCGCCUUGUAGCAACUUGCAUUCAGAUUCCUUGGGAAUUUUUUUCUGAUGAAGACCGAGGAUGCAUUUACCAGACUGUAGCUAUUUUCGUGUUUCCUGACCUGCACCAUAACAUCAUGGUUGGAAUGACUAAAACAGAUAUUCAAUUACAAGUGUUUGUUACAGAGGGAGAAGUUGAUGUCUCAACAUGUCACCAGAUCAGAGACAGAAUUGAAAGUAUAUUACACAAUCUUUCAAACACAUUUCAGAAUAACUCUGGAUUCCAUGUUGCAUUCAAAUGCAAACCUGCUGGAUUCUGUGACAGCAAAGAAAGCGCUGUCAUAAAGGAAUCGAAGUUUACAAGAGCGACUUUUCAGUGUCCGUCCUGUCCAGCCAGGAAAAAGCAUAAAAUUAACUCAAGCGAUGUCACAAAAUAUUGGAAACAGGAACAGCAAAAGAAGGAUGUCGACAAAGAAGGAAAACUCGAAAGUCCAGCUGAAAGACUAGAAAGAACACCAACAGAUAAGGAACUUCUGAUGGUCAGUAGACAUAUUGGGGCCAUUUUCCAAUUAAUUGGGAUUGGACUAGAAGUAGACAGUGCUACAGUUGAACAAAUAAAGAUUGAUUACCAGAGUCAAGGUGUGCGGACACAGAUUUUCAAAAUUCUUGAUACCUGGAGAAAGAAGGAGGGGAGACAAGCUACUGUGAGGAAGCUCCUUGAAGUCAUCAAAGAUUUCAGAGGGGAAGUGGAUUUUGGGGAGAUAGAAAGAGUUUUUAAUCCAUGAUGUAUAUGAAAUAUGAACAUUUGAAUUAGUCACUGAUUGUAUUUAGAGCAUUGUCAAAGUGUCUUUUAUCAUUUCAAUAUCAUAGUUUUAUGAACAUGCAUUGUGCGCAUGUAUGUACUUAUCAAUACUUUGUCUUUGCUCAUUUUUAUGUCCCCCUUCUAAGAAGGGAGGGCAUAUUGCUUUGAUGCUGUCUAUCAGUCAGUCUGUCGGUUGGUCCACCAACAGUUUUUGUUCAUUUUCUUCGCAGAGGUUGCACAUACUGAAAUGAAAUUUGGUAUACAGAUUUAUCAUAAGAAUAUCUAGGUCAAGUUCUGUUUUGGGUAUGAUCGAGCAAUUUUUGACAGAGUUAUGACCCUUGAACAUAGAAAAAUUCCAAUUAUUUCGGGGG